GCUCACCGUAACCUUGAACUCCUGGGCUCCUCUGCCUCAGCCUCCCAAUUAGCCACCACACCCAGCUACCUUUUGUACAUUUUUUUGGUAGAGACGGUGUCUCACUAUGUUGCCCAGUCUGGUCUCAAACUCCUCAGCUCAAAUGAUCUGCCCACCUUGACCUCCAGAGAUACUGGGAUUACAGGCGUGGGCCACUGCACCAGACCCAGGUUUAUUCUUACACCAAUACAACACUGUCUUAAUUACUAUAGCUUUGUAGUGAGCUUUUGAAAAUAGGAAAUGUGAAUCCUCCAACUUUUUUUUUUUGGAGACGGAGUCUCGCUCUGUUGCUCAGACUGGAGUGCAGUGGCACUAUCUCAGCUCACUGCAAACUCCAUCUUCCAGGUUCAAGUGAUUCUCCUGCCUCAGCCUACCAAGUAUCUGGGACUACAGGCAGGUGCCACCAUGCACAGAUUCCUUGGACAUCCCUGAGAGGUCAAUCAUGAAGGUCAACUUGGUUUUCUCCCCCUCAUUUGGGUUCAGAAUUUAAAGUCCACACACACAGGCAGUAAGAUGAUUAUAGAUAAGGACAUCAUCACUCGGUUUCGGAUGUUAAAUUGUCUAGGUGGGUUAGGGGUGAUUUGAGAUCACACAACCUUGUGCCACAAAGAGGAAUUCCCAGGCCAGAGGGAGACAUUUUAUUGCCAUGUUAUGAUCUUAUCAUUGAGUUGAAAGGCAAUCUUGUUUCAUUUUGGAUUCUUUCUUAUGUUUAUGUCUUAUAAGGGCACUUUGAAUUUCCAAGCAAAUAAUAAUUUUGAAUUAGCUUUUAAUCAUUGACUUCUAGCACAGUUAUAUGAUCAGAAACGUGCUGUGUGAUUUGAUUGCUCUCAAAUAUAUUGAGAUUUGCUGGAACAAAAUAAGUCAGGUUAAUUUUUGUAAAUGUACCAUGCUUGCUUAAAAUGAAUGUAUCUACAUUUGUUCCUGAGAUACGGGUUGAUGGACGGAUGGCUACAUGGAUGUGAUGGAGAUGGUUUACUAUCGGGACCUUCCGCAUCCUGCUGAUGUUUUGUUGCUUAGGAUAUGAAUGGCUGAGCGGAGGCUGUAAAACCUGGCACUCUGCUUGGGUAUGAGGUUCUUCCUGCCAUCCUGCCAUCAUUUGUUUUUUAUGUUUUGUCGCCAAAAGUGACCUUGAGGAACCCUGGGAGCUCAGGAAGGAAGGAGCGCCCAGAAGCAGGGACAGGGAGCUGGUUGGGGAGGACCAGAAAUCAGGUUUGUGAAGGUUCCAGAGAGGACCUGUCCUUGCGAGGAGUGUGGGAGACUGAGAUGGGGGAGGGGUCAUUGGAAUGAUGCGGGCGCUACUUGGCAUUGUCCAUUGUGAGGCACCACCGGGGUCAUCAGGGAUUGGUGGAGAGGGAGUAUAAAGCCCCAGGUUUGCUAAGGGAGGGCCCAGACCGAAGAAGGUUUGGCGGAUAGCAGAACCUUUUUGUCUCCCUCUAAUUGCUCCUAAGCCUCACGCUCCCUUGCCCCGCGUGUCCUGUUGCUUCCCUGAUCUUCUCCGUGACCUGUAGCUAAACCUUCCACCAGCGCUUGAGAACUUAAUUUGAACCGGAUCCUUUCCCAGACCCCUUUCUUCUUCUCCUCCUCCACCUCCUCCAGGUGCCCAACAGCCCCCUUCUCCUCCUUUCCCUUCCCUUACUUCCCCCCUUCCCCUCCCCUUCCCCUCCCCCUCCCCUCCCCUUCCCCUCCCCUUCCCCUUCCCCUCCCCCUCCCCUUCCCCUCCCCCUCCCCUUCCCCUCCCCCUCCCCUCCCCCGCCCCAACUCAGAUCCGGCCCCGGUCCCCGUCCCCUUCCCUCCCCCCUGCCCUAAGCCACCUCCACCUCUGUCCUGGCCGCCUCAGGGCACCCUGAAAGGAUCAGGACAUGCGGCUGCGCUUUUGGCUCCUCAUUUGGCUCCUGCUGGGAUUUAUCAGCCAUCAGCCCACCCCUGUUAUCAAUAGUCUGGCUGUCUAUCGUCAUCGUGAGACUGACUUUGGUGUAGGAGUUCGAGACCACCCUGGCCAACAUGGCAAAACCCCAUCUCCACAAAAAUUGGAUAAUUUGAUAAUUAUCAUUAUUGGGUUUCUGAGACGUUACACAUUUAACGUUCUCUUCUGCACAAGUUGCCUUUGUGUGUCUUUCCUGAAGACUAUCUUCUGGUCUCGAAAUGGACAUGAUGGAUCCAUGGAUGUACAGCAGAGAGCCUGGAGGUCCAACCGCAGUAGACAGAAAGGGCUGAGGUCCAUUUGUAUGCACACAAAGAAAAGAGUUUCUUCCUUUCGAGGAAAUAAAAUUGGCCUGAAAGACGUCAUUACUCUACGGAGGCAUGUGGAAACAAAAGUUAGAGCUAAAAUCCGUAAGAGGAAGGUGACAACGAAAAUCAACCGUCAUGACAAAAUCAAUGGAAAGAGGAAGACCGCCAGAAAACAGAAAAUGUUUCAACGUGCGCAAGAGUUGCGGCGGCGGGCAGAGGACUACCACAAAUGCAAAAUCCCCCCUUCUGCAAGAAAGCCUCUUUGCAACUGGGUCAGAAUGGCGGCAGCGGAGCAUUGUCAUUCUUCAGGAUUGCCCUACUGGCUCUACCUCACAGCUGAAACUUUAAAAAACAGGAUGGGCCGCCAGCCACCUCCUCCAACUCAACAACAUUCUAUAACUGAUAACUCCCUGAGCCUCAAGACACCUCCCGAGUGUCUGCUCACUCCCCUUCCACCCUCAGUGGAUGAUAAUAUCAAGGAGUGUCCUCUUGCUCCUCUUCCACCCUCUCCUCUUCCACCCUCAGUGGAUGAUAAUCUGAAGGAAUGUCUCUUUGUCCCGCUUCCACCCUCUCCUCUUCCACCCUCAGUGGAUGAUAAUCUGAAGGAAUGUCUCUUUGUCCCGCUUCCACCCUCUCCUCUUCCACCCUCAGUGGAUGAUAAUCUCAAGACUCCUCCCUUAGCUACUCAGGAGGCCGAGGUGGAAAAACCACCCAAACCCAAGAGGUGGAGGGUGGAUGAGGUGGAACAAUCGCCCAAGCCCAAGAGGCAGAGGGAGGCCGAGGCACAACAAUUACCCAAACCCAAGAGGCGGAGGUUGAGUAAGCUGAGAACACGCCAUUGCACUCAAGCCUGGGCAAUAAGAAUAAAUCCGUAGGUCGAAAAAAAGAAAAAAAUCAAAAAACAAAACAAAACCCACGCUCCAAAAACAAACUAACGAAGAAUAAAUAAAUAAUAUAAAAAUAAAAUAAA
Messenger RNA from Homo sapiens (human), 3238 nucleotides. It is a transcript of the gene NPIPB7, whose product is annotated as nuclear pore complex interacting protein family member B7. Bases 1899 to 3143 code for a protein of 414 amino acids. Gene Ontology annotation, cellular component: extracellular region. Lineage: Eukaryota; Metazoa; Chordata; Mammalia; Primates; Hominidae. The record is from RefSeq and is marked validated. The transcript has 7 exons.